Messenger RNA from Hipposideros armiger (great roundleaf bat), 2404 nucleotides. RefSeq names its product arylsulfatase A (gene ARSA). The record is from RefSeq and is a predicted model, not a curated record. The transcript has 8 exons. NCBI's taxonomy places the organism in Eukaryota, Metazoa, Chordata, Mammalia, Chiroptera, Hipposideridae. Bases 256 to 1650 code for a protein of 464 amino acids. Gene Ontology annotation, molecular function: arylsulfatase activity.
CCCAAUACCGAGACCUCUAGAUAGGACUUCAGAAAGGCGUUUGGCUCCGGAAUUAUUUGGGUCUGGGCUCUCAGGGGAGGGUAGUACCUGGGUCUCAGGGAGGAUGGUGGCUGGAUCUGGGGUCUCAGGGGAGGGUAGUGUCGGGUCUGGGGUCUCAGGGGAGGGUAGUGCGGGGUCUCUGGAGCAGAGCUUGCUGGAGUCAGUUGCCUUCCCUCCCAAGGGUCUCUUGUGACAAGCCUAUCUGUGCCAUGUGCCAUGAUGGUGCUGUGGGCACUCGCUCUGGACGCUGCCAGCCCACCUAACAUCGUGCUGAUCUUUGCUGAUGAUCUGGGCUAUGGGGACCUGGGCUCCUACGGCCACCCCAGCUCCACCACCCCCUACCUGGACCAGCUGGCCGCAAGGGGGCUUCGGUUCACAGACUUCUAUGUGCCAGUGUCUCUGUGCACACCCUCCCGGGCCGCCCUCCUGACCGGCCGACUCCCAGUUCGGAUGGGCCUGUACCCUGGAGUUCUGGAGCCUGGCUCCCGAGGGGGCCUACCCCUGGAGGAGGUGACACUGCCUGAGGUCCUGGCUGCCCGAGGCUACCUCACAGGGAUGGCUGGCAAGUGGCAUCUUGGGGUGGGGCCUGAGGGGGCCUUUCUGCCCCCCCAUCAGGGCUUCCAUCGAUUUCUGGGCAUCCCCUACUCCCAUGACCAGCCCCCCUGGCUGCCUGGACUUGAGGCGCGCUAUGUGGCUUUCGCUCGCGACCUCAUGGUUGAUGCCCAGCGCCAAGGCCGCCCGUUCUUCCUGUACUACGCCUCCCACCACACCCACUACCCCCAGUUUGGCGGGCAGAGCUUUGCCGGGCGUUCAGGCCGCGGGCCAUUCGGGGACUCCCUGAUGGAGCUGGAUGCGGCUGUGGGGGCCCUGAUGACGACCCUAGGGGACCUGGGACUGCUUGGAGAGACACUGGUCAUCUUCACUGCAGACAAUGGCCCGGAGACCAUGCGAAUGUCCCACGGCGGCUGCUCUGGCCUCCUGCGGUGUGGAAAGGGAACUACCUUCGACGGGGGUGUCCGGGAGCCUGCCGUGGUCUUCUGGCCAGGCCACGUUGCCCCUGGCGUGACCCAUGAGCUGGCCAGCUCCCUGGACCUACUGCCCACCCUGGCAGCCCUGGCUGGGGCCCCACUGCCCAACGUCACCUUGGAUGGUGUUGACCUCAGCCCCCUGCUGCUGGGCACUGGCAAGAGCCCCCGGCAGACUCUGUUCUUCUACCCGGCCUACCCAGAUGAGAUCCGCGGCGUCUUCGCGGUGCGGAGCGGGAAGUACAAGGCCCACUUCUUCACCCAGGGCUCUGCCCACAGCGACACCACGGCAGACCCUGCCUGCCAUGCUGCCAACCCCCUGACUGCCCAUGAGCCCCCACUGCUCUUUGAUCUGUCUGAGGACCCCGGUGAGAACUACAACCUCCUGGGGUGUGCGGCCCAGGUCACCCCAGAGGCCCUGCAGAUGGUGAAGCAACUCAAGCUGCUCAAGGCCCAGUUUGAUGCGGCCAUGACCUUCAGCCCCAGCCAGAUGGCCCGGGGCGAGGACCCUGCCCUGCAGGUCUGCUGUCGGCCGGGCUGCAGCCCCUGGCCAUCCUGCUGCCACUGCCCAGAGCCCCAGCCCUGAGGGCACUGGCAGAGGCCACCUCAGGCUCUUCACCACGAGGCGUGUGGUGGCCAUUGCUGGCGCACUGGUGUGGACUUGGUUUGUACCCGGUGACUGAAUAACACCAGCUGACACCAGGUAUGCUAAUGCAUCUAAUCCCUGUGACCACCGGAGGCAGGUGUAUUCUGCCUGUGUCACAAAGGAGGAAACAGGCGUGGCGCAGUCAGUGUCUUGUCUGAGGUCGUCAGCCAGUAAGAGGUUGGUCUGGGAUUGGACCCAGGCGCCCAGGCUCUGGGAGCCACCCCACUGCUUGGCGAUGGGCGUGUCCACUCAUGGGAGCUGUGCUGAGUGCCUUUGUGCCAGGAACGGGGUGGGGGGAGUGCAAGUGCGUGGUGGACAGAAGACCCCAAGGUGAGAGCAGCUGUGAGAGCCAGGUUUUCCUGGAGGCCCAAGGCCAGACCUGCCUGGCUCUUAUCAGGAACCUGGCUGCAGGUGGGUGAUGAGCUGCAGGGUCCAGGUGGGGACAAAGGGGCUGAGCCCGCCAGCUUCAAGGAAGGCAGGUCAGCAGCUCUGAGACAGCCCUCCAGUCCCCAAAGCUCUGUAUUGCUGGCCUGCACACACUUCUGUCCCCUGGCUUCACCUUUGACCCUGUGUGAGCCAUUCUCCACCUGGCAGACAAAGUGAUCUCUUAAAAACAUGUCAGGGGCCGGCCGAGUGGCGCAAUGGUUAAGAACUGGCUUGGGACGCCAGAGGACCCCGGUUUGGAUCCCACAUA